CCUCUCCCUCCCUCAGUAGGCGCGCGCCUUCUCCCCGCCUCCCAUUCUGUGUCGAGCGCGCGCCGACGGCCUUUUCCGUUUUUAAGGCACUUCCGGUGGUGUCCCGCCGUGCUCCGCGCGGCCGGUAACAGGAAGCAGUACGAUGUCUGGCUGGGAGCGGGAGGCCACGCGGGCCGGGUCCGGAGACGGGCGGAUCUAUGUGGGUAACCUGCCCGCCGACGUGCGGGAGAAGGAGCUGGAGGACCUGUUUCACCGCUAUGGCCGGAUCCGGAGCGUCGAACUGAAAAACCGCGGAGGGAGCAGCGCCGCACCGUUCGCCUUCAUCAGUUUCCUGGACCCCCGGUGAGGGAAAGACUCUGGGAGCUAAUGGGAGAUGUGUGGAGACGGGAGGGGGCCCGGUGGGAAUUUGGACAAAGGGGAUGGAGAAGGCGGAUUGUGACUGGGAGGACUAGGGGAGCGAUUGGGAUAAAUAUGGAAACUCUGGAUGGUGUGACCGGAUACCGGAGCGUGAAAUGGAGGAGCGGAGGCAGGCUUGGAGGUCACUAGCUUUAUAUAUUCAUUUGAACAGAGUUGUCUUCGCUUUCUGGUGGCCUUGAAUCCUAAUAAUCCGGAGAAUGAACCCUUAUACAGGAGCCUAUUGGAGCCUCGAGGGUCAGUGUUAGAGGGGGACUGGGGGGAGAUUAGAAUCAUUACCUUCCAUGGUGGAACGCUGUGUGCAAGGCUGGAUCUGUACACUGGGGGCAGUGAAUGCGGGGGAUCUCUCUCUCUCUGUAAGUCAUUGGGUACACUGAUAUUGCAUACAGCUUGAGUGGGAGUCUGGGGGUGGGUAAAGAAAACGUGAGUUUGUACGUUAACGAGCACUUGAAUGUGUCCAGGAUUAGUCUGUGCUGUAGGCGAUGUUGAGUGUGGGUACAAGGCACACACGCACUUGUAUGGAGAGUAAAAGGGAAUACAUGUGCAGCCUGGGUGGUGUACGAGAACAGGGUGUGGGUUAGAGUUGUUGGCCUGUGUUUAGGGGCACUGUGUGUGUGCACAUCUUGAAUGAGUUAUUGCUCACGUACAGUGUGAAUAAGGGAAUGUGCUGUGAGUAGGCACACCCUGUGCACUUGUUUUGUGGUGUGCAGUCUAAAUAAACGGUGUGGGUGGCAAUCAGGUAGGUUUGUGCACACUAGCUACGUCUUUAACUCCAUCCAUGAAAUGCCAGUGUUUUGAAUGGGUUAAUGUGUGUAAACAGAGAUGAGGUUCGUAUGAUGUGAAUGGCUGUUGCUUUCUUUAUCAUCUUUGGACAUGGAUGACUCUUAAUUAACAUGUGUUGGUUUUUACUUUGCAUUGUUUCCACAACUUAUUCCUCUUCAAGGGAUGCAGAAGAUGCUGUAUUUGGACGGAAUGGAUAUGAUUUUGGCUCCAGUCGACUGAGGGUGGAGUUCCCACGUUCGUUCCGGGGCUCUGGUGGUGGUGGUGGAGGAGGUGGUGGUGGCGGCGGAGGAGGAGGAUAUGGAGGGCCUCGUGGAAGAAAUGGACCUCCUUCUCGUAGGUCUGAAUAUAGAGUCCUUGUCUCAGGUAAUUUGUGGUGGUUAUUCCAUUACUUAUAAAUACUGUAAAAUGGACAUCUGCGUCUGAUAAAUCAAUGUUAUGUAAUGGUUUCUGUAUCAUUCUGUCUCGAAUCCCCAGUUUAUUGGGUUUUUGUGUACAUGCACCUAUUAUCCAGCUCAAAUGCACUGACACUUUGUGAAUUGCCAUUUUGUUACAGAUAAAUUGUUAUAUUUUAAAGGGGCACUAUGGUCAUGAACAACUACAGCUUAAUGUAGUUGUACUUGUGCGUAUAGUCGGUCCCUGCAGGCGUUGACAUAUAAACGCUGCCUUUUCAGACGGCUACUAAAGUGAUUCCUUUUAUGUUUUGUAUUCCUCCCUCUCUCUAGUGCUCCUUUAAUUAUUUUUUUUAAAAGAAUGUAAUGGUUUUGGUGGUUUGAAUACACAUUUUGGCUGCUUUUUCCAGAGGAUUGUUCCCAAUGAUAUGACCAUCUAUUUUAUUUAUAGCAUGGAUCUCCCUCACAUGUAGAAUGAUUUAAUGACAUUUAAAAUUGUAUCUUGUCUCACAUGGGCAGGUUUUUCUCUUUUUAUAUUUGCAUAGGUGUUCUGUGUUUAGCAGAGCAAUACGUCUAAAGCACAUUGUUACAAGUUAGUCUAGUGACAUAACUGUCUGUAAAGUAUUAUUGAUAAGGUAGUAUAUCCACACUUCAUAUUAACAGUUGAUCUAAACCAGGGCUGUCCAACCUGCGGCCCCCCAGAUGUUUCUGAACUACAACUCCCAUGAUUCCCUGGCUCUUUCAUUGAAAGAAUCAUGGGAGUUGUAGUUCAGCAACAUCUGGGGGGCCGCAGGCUGGACAGGCCUGAUUUAAACAGUUAAGCUAACCCCACACCCCGUGCCAAAAUUGACUUUUGCAUCUUAUUUUCAUCCAAUCAGGUCUUCCUCCAUCGGGCAGCUGGCAGGAUCUGAAAGAUCACAUGCGAGAAGCUGGGGAUGUCUGUUAUGCUGAUGUACACAAAGAUGGAAUGGGAAUAGUUGAAUUCAUACGCAAAGAAGACAUGGAAUAUGCAUUGCGUAAACUGGAUGACACAAAAUUCCGGUCUCAUGAGGUAAGUAAUAUUACUGAGCUUUAUUAUUAUUAUUAUUAUUAUUAUUAUUAUUAUUAUUACGCUUUUAUCUAGAGAAUGGGUAUUAUUUGAUUAACACUCUAUUGUCAUGCAGGGUGAAACGUCUUACAUUAGAGUCUGCCCUGAAAGAAAUACCAGCUACUCGCGAUCCAGGUCCCGUUCAAGAGGGCGUGAUUCUCCCUAUCAAAGCCGCCGUUCUCCCCGCUACGCCUCUCCUUUCCGACCGUACUGAGCUGCCACAGGGACACUUUCUAUGAAUUUAUUCUUAAGGCCAUCUGCUCUUACAUUCCACAACUGAUGGAUUUCAUCAACUGUCUUUUAUACCAUUAUUUUCCCACUUAGAUUUUUCUUUUAAGCAGUGUGUAUUCUUGGCAUCAGAUGUAUUUUUGAGAUUUUGUUUUUAGUUUAGAGUAAGGAAAAUGUAUAUUCUAAGGCAGAAGAUAUGUGCCUAAUGUGGUGUCCUGUGCUUAAUUUUGCACAGUGAGUGAUAGUUAUACUGAGAUCAACAGUCCAGUGGAAUGUUAUGGCACUGGGACAAACAAGUGAAUAAAUGCUUGUCCUCUAACUACAUCUCCCCAUCUGUUAGAACAAUAUUAUUUCAAAUACCCUUUUAACCCAAUUCUCAAAUCAAGUUUGUAUGUAUUUUCCUUUUAUUACGAAAGUGUUUCAGUUAAAUAAACAAACCAUCUGUAGCUGUCCAAAUAAAUGGAAAUUUUGGUCCUUGGAUUUUAAUCAAGUCUUGUCAAACUUUGUCAAACAGGCACGGUCAAACUUUGUUUCCAGAGGAAUAUUACCUUUUAAAGAAGAGGGGAGAAACAGCAAAUGUCAUGUGUUUAAAAACGUACAACAUACAUGGUACUAACCCCUUCCCCAAUGAUAGAUUAAAAGACUGACUGACAAACAGAUUGCUAGUAACUUUGGGAUCACUGUUUACUUUUACAAUCUGAAAGGAUGGGACACUGGAGAUGUAUUUGCGGUUAUUCUCGAAAGUGUUAAUUCUCAGGAAUUCAAAGUGAAUUUCAAACGCUAGGCUACUGUAGACUAAUUGCAUACAAUAAAGUCUGCAACAACUUACACUGUUGUGAAUAACCCUGAAAGAGGACGGGGGACUGUUUGCUUGAAGAUCUUGUAUAAAUGUGGUUUUUGGACAUGUUGGAAUAUUGUGAUGAAUAGUAAGAGAUUUAACACUAAGUCAUAACUUUCAUGGAUUUAUGGCAUCUUGGCUUAUCACUCUGUAAAGUUAAGUCUUUAAAUACUACAUAUUUCC
Molecule: messenger RNA, 3922 nt
Organism: Pelobates cultripes (western spadefoot toad)
Lineage: Eukaryota; Metazoa; Chordata; Amphibia; Anura; Pelobatidae
Source: the annotation of a GenBank genome assembly